Messenger RNA from Cladophialophora immunda, 2352 nucleotides. RefSeq lists its product as uncharacterized. Gene Ontology annotation, molecular function: xanthine transmembrane transporter activity. The record is from RefSeq and is a predicted model, not a curated record. Gene Ontology annotation, cellular component: fungal-type vacuole; membrane. Gene Ontology annotation, biological process: transmembrane transport; xanthine transport. NCBI's taxonomy places the organism in Eukaryota, Fungi, Ascomycota, Eurotiomycetes, Chaetothyriales, Herpotrichiellaceae. The transcript is spliced from 3 exons. Bases 461 to 2233 code for a protein of 590 amino acids.
UGCGCAGGGCCCUUCGCCAAUACGAGCAUCCUGCCCAAGGGGGCCAAAGGGACCACAGCGACCUAAUCAGUGCCUAGCACUCAUUCAUUCUGAUUGCUCGUCGCCGCCCGCCGUGCUGGGUCCCGCCCAUUUGCAUCGCGAUAUGCCUCGCUAUCGACCCCGUCUGGCCCAACGCCAUCUUGAUCAGCGCCUGAUCAACGAGAAAUUGACUUUGCAGCUCUUGGGCGGAGCUGGCCAUGGCCCGUCGAGUCAGGUUCUGCGCUGCAGCUCCAGCAACGUCGGUAUAAAGAGAGAGGGGGAGCUUCGCAUUGAGGGUGGUGAAAAUGUGCCCAGACGACUGACCUCACUCGAUUGAGCACGCGACCACAGCACCCCCUCUUCGACUACUCACUCUACCAUUCCCUCUCGUCCUCGGUGAACCAAGACUCAAGUCGAGACAACCAAGAACCUACUACUCGCAAUGGGCGAAGCAGACCGCAUCGGGCCAGACAUGACCCCCAAAAAGACCCUCGCCGACCGUGCCAACAGCAUUCGCAAGACCUUCUUCACCAAGCACGGCCUGAUUGGCGACUAUGACUAUGCCUUCCUUUUCCGACCGAAUCUCCCUUUUCUCAAGAAGCCUCGUCGCGCAUCGCCCUUUUUCGGCCUCCAUGACCCCAUGCCCAUGGUUCUGGCGCUCCUGCUGGGCUUUCAGCAUGCUCUGGCCAUGUUGGCUGGUAUCAUGACGCCGCCCAUUAUCCUUUCCGGCCAAGGAGGCGUCAAUCUAUCCGCCGACUACCAGCAAUACCUCGUCAGCACCUCUCUGAUUGUGUGUGGGAUCCUGUCCUCGAUCCAGAUCACGCGGUUUCAUAUUUGGAGGACACCGUACUUUAUUGGCACCGGCUUGAUUUCGGUCGUGGGAACAUCUUUCGCAAUUAUUCCCGUUGCCACCGGCGCCUUCACGCAGAUGUAUGCAAACGGCAAGUGUCAACUAGAUGCAGACGGAAACCGCCUGCCCUGCCCUGAUGCUUAUGGCGCCCUCAUCGGCACGUGUGCGCUCUGUGCUUUGGUUGAAAUCGCGCUGUCCUUCUUGCCACCCAAGGCGCUACGCAAGAUUUUCCCGCCCAUUGUCACUGGUCCGACCGUUAUCCUCAUCGGUGUCUCCCUGAUUGAAUCAGGCUUCAACGAUUGGGCUGGUGGUUCAGGCCUCUGCGCCGCGCGCCCAGACAGCGGCCCCUUCACCGUCUGCCCUCAAGUGGGAGCUCCGCAUGCUCUCCCAUGGGGAAGCGCCGAGUUUAUCGGAUUGGGCUUCCUGGUGUUCGUGACCAUCCUGAUCUGCGAGCGUUUUGGCUCUCCGAUCAUGAAAUCCACCAGCGUCAUCAUCGGUCUAUUGAUGGGCUGCAUUGUGGCUGCAGCCUGUGGAUACUUUGACGAUUCGGGCAUCACCGCGGCCCCCGUCGGCUCCUUCAUCUGGGUCAAGACAUUCAAGCUCUCGCUCUACGGGCCCAUCGUUUUGCCCAUCAUGGUGGUCUUCAUCAUCUGCGCCUGCGAAGCCAUUGGCGAUAUCACUGCCACUUGCGAUGUCUCACGCCUCGAAGUCGAGGGCCGACAAUUUGAGUCUCGUAUCCAGGGUGGUGUUUUAGCUGAUGGUCUUAAUGGAUGCCUGGCUGCCUUGAUGACUAUCACCCCCAUGUCAACAUUCGCCCAGAACAACGGUGUUAUUGCUCUAACCCGCUGCGCAAACCGCAAGGCAGGAUACUUCUGCUGCUUUUUCCUUAUCGUGGCUGGUGUGUUUGCCAAAUUCUCCGCAGCACUUGUUGCCAUUCCUGCCCCGGUUCUUGGAGGCAUGACCACAUUCCUGUUCUGCGCAGUCGCCGUAUCUGGAAUGGCCAUCGUGAACCGUGUCCCCUUCAACCGUCGCACGCGGUUCAUCCUCACAGCAGCACUAGCCCUCGGGUAUGGAGCCACUUUGGUUCCCACGUGGUUCAGCUAUGUGUUUACCUAUAACGGAGACAAUCACGCCCUUCGCGGCUUCUACGAUGCCAUUGUUCUGAUCUGCGAGACGGGCUUCGCCAUCACCGCCCUGGUCUCCAUGAUCCUCAACCUGACUCUGCCCGAAGAAAUUGAGGAUCUUCCUGCUGAGGAGGCUACCAAGGAGAUGGAGGAUGAAGGUCGAUCCGAGGCUACUGGCUCUGUCGAUGACGGUGUCCACAAGAAGAUCAAUGUGGAUGCGCCCAGCAAGGAGGUUGUGUAAGAUUAAUGGUUUGUGCCCAACAGCCAAGACGCAUUACCUGGGGUUUAAUAGAAGUGAGAUUUAUAAAAGUGAUAACUAGUGUCAUACCUGUUUCAAAAAUGUACAUUGCCUCAAAUCUG